Messenger RNA from Morus notabilis, 1452 nucleotides. RefSeq names its product vacuolar protein sorting-associated protein 24 homolog 1. The coding region runs from base 302 to 991 and encodes 229 amino acids. NCBI's taxonomy places the organism in Eukaryota, Viridiplantae, Streptophyta, Magnoliopsida, Rosales, Moraceae. Gene Ontology annotation, cellular component: multivesicular body; ESCRT III complex. The record is from RefSeq and is a predicted model, not a curated record. Gene Ontology annotation, biological process: endosome transport via multivesicular body sorting pathway; late endosome to vacuole transport; protein transport. The transcript has 7 exons.
UAAAAAACAUAAGAAAAAAAAAAAAACCUCCUUUCCCCUUUCAACUCCUCUCUCCCACUUCGCAAGAAUCUCUCCUCAGAGUUGCAGUCAAGUCUCCUUGAUUGCGAUCAACUCUCAUCUCAACAGUUUCCUUCAGAAUUUCAGCUCCCUGGCGUUCUCGGUCUGAUCUGUUUUCAUUUGUUCCAGCAGCGUUUCGUUAAAUGCUAUCCUUCUAUAGAAGGGAACGCAGACUUGAAUCCAUCUCGAUCUAAUACAACCUUCCGUUCCCACAAUAAGCAAAUUUUUUUUUUUUAAAAAAAGGAUGGAGAAGGUGAUGAAUAUACUGAAGCCGAAGCCAAACCCACAGCAACAAUUGAGAGAUUGGCAACGUAAACUUCGUCAAGAGUGUCGUAAUAUUGAACGCCAAAUCAGAGAUAUUGAAAAAGAAGAGAAGAAUGUGCAGAAAGCUAUCAGAGAGGCUGCCAAGAGAAACGACAUGGUUUCUGCCAAGGCACUUGCAAAAGAACUUGUGAGAUCUAAGAAAACAGUGAACCGUCUUCACGAAAAUAAAGCACAAAUGAAUUCAAUAUCAAUGCACCUUGGGGAAAGUGUUGCAAUUGCCCGUACUGUGGGCCAUUUAUCCAAGAGUUCUGAGGUUAUGAAGCUUGUCAACAAUCUCAUGAAGGCUCCGGAGGUGGCAGCUACGAUGCAAGAGUUCAGCAAGGAAAUGACUAAGGCUGGGGUAAUUGAGGAGAUGGUGAAUGAUGCUGUUGACACAGCACUAGACUCAGAGGAUAUAGAGGAGGAGAUAGAAGAGGAGGUUGACAAGGUUUUGACUGCUAUAGCUGGUGAGACUUCUGCACAGCUUCCGGAAGCUGUAAGGAAGGAGAAGCUGAAACAACCUGCGGUGGCAUCACAAGCUAGCCAUGAGGAGGAGCUGAUAGCUGAGGGUGUUGAUGAUGAGGACGAAAUGGAAGAAAUAAGAGCUCGGCUUGCUAAGGUCAGGUCAUAGGUCGGAGUUCAAACCCCAGUCUAGCAUUUUAUUGGGAUUAUCAGCUAUUCACUUCAAUAUAGUCUCUUGGCCAUUAUGAGUUAUCAGCUAUUCACUUCAAUAUAGUCUCUUGGCCAUUAUGAGUUUGCACCAAAUGAGACGCCAUUUAGGCAUUUACCACUGACAGAGAACUUGGAAGGAUCAUCUACUGUAUAUCAUAAGCUGUGUGAUUAGUUCUUAACUUGGCAAUAAUUUGUGUACUAAAGUGCAAAUCACAUCUUGUGUCUAUAUGUAAUUUAUGGCUACAAUACCAACAUGGAGAUACUGUGGCACUCUUGUUGCCUUGUUACUUUUACUUUCUGUUUUACCUUGGAUAAAGUUGGCUAAAUUCCUAAAAAGCCCAUAAGAUGUAUUUAGGUUUACAAGCAUGACAUAUUGAGUGGGUGCUUGCAUAAAAAACUAGUCGCCAUUUUAUCAUGAAA